Molecule: messenger RNA, 5229 nt
Organism: Anolis carolinensis (green anole)
Lineage: Eukaryota; Metazoa; Chordata; Lepidosauria; Squamata; Anolidae
Gene: map4k2
Product: mitogen-activated protein kinase kinase kinase kinase 2
Exons: 31
Coding region: 126-2672 (848 amino acids)
Biological process (GO): intracellular signal transduction; protein phosphorylation
Cellular component (GO): cytoplasm
Molecular function (GO): MAP kinase kinase kinase kinase activity; ATP binding
Source: RefSeq, a predicted model, not a curated record
CGGCGCUGGGCCCUCCCCCUCGGCUUCCUUCCUGCCUGCUUGGCUCGGCUCCCUCCCAGAGAGGCGGCCCAGAGAGGCGGCCCUUUCCCCGGCGUUGGCCGGGCCUGGCUCCGGGAGGGGGGACCAUGAGCGCCCUCCGAGACGUCUCCCUCCAGGACCCCCGACUCCGCUACGAACUGCUCCAAAGGAUCGGCUCGGGCACCUAUGGGGACGUCUAUAAGGCUCGAGACACGGAGACGGCGGAAUUGGCAGCGAUUAAAAUUGUGAAAAUCGAUCCAGGGGACGACAUUGGGUCCAUCCAGCAAGAGAUCACCACACUCAGGGACUGUCGACACCCGAACGUGGUGGCCUAUUUUGGCAGCUACCUCAGGAAUGAUCGGCUAUGGAUUUGCAUGGAAUACUGUGGAGGCGGUUCACUGCAAGAAAUCUACCAUUCAACCGGACCCCUCUCCGAAAAACAGAUUGCAUACGUCUGCAGAGAGACUUUGCAGGGCCUCCACCACUUGCACACCAAAGGGAAAAUGCACCGGGAUAUUAAGGGAGCCAAUAUCUUGCUCACGACCAACGGCGACGUGAAACUCGCGGAUUUCGGUGUUUCCGCGGAACUGACGGCAUCGGUCGCCAAGCGGAAAUCCUUCAUCGGAACCCCUUAUUGGAUGGCUCCGGAGGUGGCGGCGGUGGAGAAGAAAGGCGGCUACAACCACCUCUGCGACAUUUGGGCCUUGGGCAUCACGGCCAUCGAACUGGCAGAGCUGCAGCCGCCUCUCUUUGACCUUCACCCCAUGAGGGCUUUGAUGCUGAUGUCCAAAAGCAGCUUCCAGCCUCCCAAACUCAAAGACAAGGCGUCUUGGUCGCCCGAUUUUCACAAUUUCCUCAAACUCGCCUUGACCAAGAACCCGAAGAAGCGCCCGGUCGCAGAAAAACUCCUCCAGCAUCCUUUCAUUUGCCAGCCUUUAUCCCGGACGCUGACCAUCGAAUUGCUGGACAAAGCCACGAAUCCUGACCUCACGACCGCUGCCUCUGCCUUGGAUGAUGGGGAUUUUGAGGCUUACGAAGCUUUCCCCGACAAGAUCCGUUCGCACCGACAACAAGGCCAAACCGAGGACAUCCGGCUGAACCAGGCGAAGUUUGGUCCCCCGCUCCGGAAAGAAACCGAACCCUGGUGCAGUUUGAAGGAAGAAGAAGAAGAGAACUGGAUGCUUUUGGGAGACGGAGAGAGCCUCCUUCAGUCGGUGGAAGAAGCCUUGGAGGAAAGGAGCCUCACCAUCCGCCCAGCCCGCCCUGCUGAACAGCCUCAGAAGGAGCAGCAACUCAGUGAUCCCGGAGUGGGUGAUAUGGACACUCUCCGGAGUGGACCCUUCUGGGACUUCCUCAACCUUGAGUUGGCCUAUAAGGCUCCUUGGGAGCACGAAGACGGAGCCGAGUUUUCGGAAGACGAGCACCCAAGAAACCAGACCCUGCUGCCAGGCAACACGGAUCUGGGUGAUACCCCAAUUUCCUUGGAUUCCCCGAAACCUGCGGACUCGCUCCUUUCCACGGAAUGGGCCACCAUGAAGAAGAAAGAAGAGGCGACCAGGCUGCUCUGCCACGGAUUGCCCCCCACCCCAAAAGUCCACAUGGGAGCCUGUUUCUCCAAAGUCUUCAACGGCUGCCCACUGAAAAUUAAUUCAGCCACGACGUGGAUCCACCCGGAAACGAGAGAUCUCUACUUGUUGGUCGGUGCGGAAGAAGGCAUUUACACCCUCAACCUGCACGAGUUGCAUGAAGACACAAUGGAGAAGCUCCUUCCCCAUCGAUGCUCUUGGCUCUACUGUAUGAACAAUGUACUACUGACCUUAGCUGGGAAAUCUUCCCAGGUGUCUUCCCACAACCUCCUGGGCCUCUUCGAACAACGUCGACAGCUCCAGAAGCGCCAGGUCCCGCUUUCCCUCGCCACCAACCGGCUUACAGAGAGGAUCAUCCCAAGGAAAUUUGCACUGUCGGCCAAGAUCGCGGACACCAAAGGAUGCUUGAAAUGCCGUGUAGUCCGAAAUCCAUACUCCGGGAGCACUUUCCUGUGUGCCGCCCUGCCCUCCAGCCUGGCCUUGCUGCAGUGGUACGAACCGCUCCAGAAGUUCAUGCUCUUGAAGCACGUCCCAGUGUUGCUGCCCAGUCCCUUGACCUUGUUUGAACUCUUGGUGGUGGAGGCCGAGGAAUUCCCGCGGGUCUGCUUGGGGGUCGCGGGGAGUGACCAGCCGGGCUCCGAGCUGCACUUCAGCAUCCUUCCGCUCAGCACCGGCCUCGGCACCACAACUCCCUCCGGUCGGCCGCUCGUUUUGGCCAGCCACGUCACGCAGAUGGACCGCGACACCGUCCUGGUGUGUUUCGAACGCUGCGUGAGGGUGGUCAACCUGCGGGGAGUUCCCCAAGGCACGCUCACGCCGGAGCUCACCUUCAACUUCCCUAUCGAGACCAUUGUGUGCCUUCAAGACAGCGUCCUGGCCUUCUGGAAGCACGGCAUGCAAGGACGGAGCCUGAAAUCCAACGAGGUAACGCAGGAGGUAACCGAUGAGUCCAGAGUAUUCCGGGUCUUGGGGGCUCAUAGGGACAUCAUUCUCGAAAGCACUCCCACCGACAAUCCCACGGCGCACAGCAACCUUUACAUCCUGACGGGUCACGAGAGCAGCUACUGAGCGAAAGUUUUGGAAAGUUUCGGAAAAACUCUUCUGAAAGCAGCUACUGAGCGAAAGUUUCAGAAAGUUUCAGAAAUUUUCGGGAAAACUCUUCUGAAAGCAGCUACUAAGCGAAAGUUUCGGAAACUUUCGGAAACUUUCGGAAACUUUCAGAAACUUUCGGAAACUUUCGGAAACUUUCGGAAAACUUCUUUUCUGCGAUGGAAAGUUUUUGAAAAGUCUCAUCGGACGCUUCUCAUUGUCAUUGUUGUGCCUGUACGGAAGCAGCCACUCCUAUGGAUGCCGAGAGGACCGACACCGGUUUUUUUGGGAUUUUAUCGGUAUCCGUUCGGGAUUUUCCUGAGAUUCAGCCGCCUCUCUGAAACGAACGAGGACGGCGUCUUUCUGAGAUACUCCCUUCGCAAUAAAACGAACCGCUCGUGGUCGUUUUCCCUUCGCAAUACGGACCGACCGCUCGUCGUUGUCGUCGGUUUUGGGGGGGAUUUUGCCGCCUCCCCGGUUUGAUGCCUUAGGUUUUGCUUGACCCGUUUCUUGUUUUGUUUCUCGCCUUCGGUGCAUCCCUUUACGCGACAAUCUCGGGCCACGACCCUAUCCCAUCCCUUUGCACUGGAGCUUUAAUUUAAUAUCAUUCAGGGCACUUUUUUGGAGAUCCAGAGAGUUUAUUUUUUGGACGGAUAAAGAGAGAGAAAAAUAGGUCGCCAACUUUAUGUAUGCACUGCUGAAUCGCUGGAUUAUUGGGGUGAAUAUAUAUAUAUAUAUAUAUAUAUAUAUAUAUAUAUAUAUGCAGAGUUAUAGGGUCGCGGGGAAAUCAUUUUCGCGGCCCUUUAUCGACUCAUUAUUGUGCUCCUUUUUCGGACAGGAAAUUGAUAUUAUCCCUGGGUUUCUGUGAGUUUUCCGGGCUGUCUGGCCGUGUCCCAGUAGCAUUCUCUCCUGACGUUUCGCCCACAUCGGGGGAAAUCAUUUUUGCGGCCCUUUAUCAACUCAUUAUUGUUCUCCUUUUUCGGGCAGGAAAUGAAUAUAAUCACCAGAUUGCUGGGAGUUUUCUAGGCUUUCUGGCUGUGCCCCAGUAGCAUUCUCUCCUGACGUUUCACCCACAUCGGGGGAAAUCAUUUUGUGGCCCUUUAUCGACUCAUUAUUGUGUUCGUUUUUCAGAUUGGAAAUGAAUAUAGUCCCUGGAUUGCUGGGAGUUUUCUAGGCUGUCUGGCCGUGUCCCAGUAGCAUUCUCUCCUGACGUUUCGCCCACAUUGGGGGAAAUAAUUUUGAGGCCCUUUAUUGACUCAUUAUUGUGCUCCUUUUUCGGGCAGGAAAUGAAUAUAAUCCCCAGAUUGCUGCGAGUUUUCCGAGCUGUCUGGCCAUGUCCCAGUAGCAUUCUCUCCUGACGUUUCGCCCACAUUGGGGGAAAUCAUUUUGUAGCCCUUUAUCGACUCAUUAUUGUGCUCUUUUCUCAGACAGGAAAUGGAUAUUAUCCCCGGAUUGCUGUGAGUUUUCUGCUCUGUCUGGCCAUGUCCCAGUAGCAUUCUCUCCUGACGUUUCGCCCACAUCUAUGGCCAGACAGCCCAGAAAACUCGCAGCAACCCAGUGAUUCUUCUCAUGAAAACCUUCAACAAACACAAUAUAAUUUUCCCCUCCAAACUGUUCUGAAAGUCUUAAGGGAUUACUAUUUUUUUUGCCUUAAAAUAAUAUACAUCUUGUUUAUAUGCAAACGCCAGAUAUUAACAAACCAGGAAUAUUUUCCCUUUACUGGCAUUAAAAUUAACAUGGAUUGGAUUUUCGGCGGGUGCGUCUACAUUGCAGAACAGAUGCGGUUUGAUACCACUUUGGGAAUCCUGGGAAUUGUAGUUUGACUAAAGCACCAGAAUGGCAAAGUGGCAAAGUGGUGUCAAACCGCAUUAAUUCCACAGUGUAGACGCACCCCUUGUGUGAAUGCGCAUUAAAUUUUGCUUGCCGCUCCGAAUUUUUGAUGUUACGAUGGGGGAUGAAUGACAACAAUAAUAAACUAUAUAUUAUUAUUAAUAAUAAUGUAUUUCUUAUUAUCUAAAUUAUUAUUAUUUCUUAUUAUUUGGGGUUAAUAAUUAUAAUAAAUUAUAUAAGAAGAAGAAGUAAUAAGAAUAAUGUAUUACUAUUUCUUAUUAGUAGUAUAUAAUUUAUUGUUAUUAGUAGAAUUUCUCAAAUUAUAUUAUAAGACAUAAUAAUAAUCAUAAUGUGUUAUUAUUUCAUAUUAUUAUAUAAUUUAUUAUUAUCAAUCCCCCAAUUUAUAGUAAUAUGAGAUGAAAUAAAUAUUAUAAAUUAUAUAAUAAUAGGAAUAAUAAUUAUUAUUAUUAUCAUCAUCAUCAUUAUUGCUGGGAUUAAUAAUAAUAAUGUAUUCUUAUAUAAUAUAAUUUAUUAUUCUUAUUAUUUCCCCUGCCGCAAUCCCGAACUCUGAGCAUCAGGUUCCCCGAAGGCUGCUAAUGAAUUUAUUUUGUUUUUUCUAAUGGCGAAAGCUGGAAUUUAUUGUCCUGAGCAAACAAACUUGAACAGAAAAUGAGUAUUUAUCAAAUAAAUGGGUAUUAAAACAACA